Acanthisitta chloris (rifleman) is the source of this 1476-nucleotide messenger RNA. RefSeq names its product BAI1-associated protein 2-like 1 (gene BAIAP2L1). The transcript has 13 exons. Gene Ontology annotation, molecular function: protein binding. Gene Ontology annotation, biological process: plasma membrane organization; actin crosslink formation; actin filament bundle assembly. The annotation marks the transcript as partial. The record is from RefSeq and is a predicted model, not a curated record. Gene Ontology annotation, cellular component: nucleoplasm; cytosol. Lineage: Eukaryota; Metazoa; Chordata; Aves; Passeriformes; Acanthisittidae.
AAUGUUAUGGAACAGUUCAAUCCAGGACUGAGGAAUUUAAUAAAUCUGGGGAAGAAUUAUGAAAAAGCUGUUAAUGUUAUGGUGGUGGCUGGAAGAGCAUAUUAUGAUAGCCUUGCAAAGAUUGGGGAUAUACCAGCUGACUCUCUAGUUUCUAAAGAAUUAGGCCAAGUUCUGGUAGAAAUUUCAAGAACACACAAGAAACUUAAUGACAGUCUAGAGGAGAGUUUCAAAAAAUUUCAUAAAGAAAUUAUAUCUGAACUGGAGAAGAAAACUGACCUGGAUGUAAAGUAUAUGACUGCAACUUUAAAGAGGUACCAAACUGAACACAGAAGCAAAUUGGAUUCUUUAGAGAAGUCUCAGGCUGAGCUGAAAAAAAUCAGAAGGAAAAGCCAAGGAGCACGAAACGUGACAAAAUAUGAGCAUAAAGAAAUGGAGUACUUGGACACUCUGAAGCUUCGACAGGAAGACAUUCAGCAGUUUAUAGCAGAAGGCUGUACAGAGGCUCUCCUUGAAGAGAAGAGAAGGUUCUGUUUCCUGGUUGACAAACACUGCAGCUUUACCCAGCACAUGCACUUCUACCAUGCCCAGUGUGCAGACUUCCUAAAAUCCAAGCUGCCUGGGUGGCAGGAGAUCUGUAGUGAUGCCACCAAAGUGCCUGAAAAAGUCAAAAUGAUGAUAGAAGAAAUAAGGACACCUGGGUCCACCCCUGGAUCAAGGACACCACAGCCCUCACCAAUGAUAGAGAGAAACACCAUGGUAGGUUCUGAUUUUUAUCCUCAGUAUGAAAAUGCAUCCCACAUGCCCCCAGCCCCCACGGGCAGGGCAUACACCAGCCCACUCGUCGAUAUGUUCAACAAUCCUGCAGCAGCUUCCAAGGCACCUUCUGAGAAACAAAAUCAUUCAGCAGAGCGUUCCGAUGACGCCAGUUUAUCGCGUUCGACUUCCGUUGCCACGGGGCUAAAUAUAAUGAAAAGGCAAAAAGUGAAGACAAUCUUCCCCCACACUGCUGGGAGCAACAAGACACUGCUCAGCUUUGACCAGGGGGACAUCAUCACACUGCUGGUAGCUGAGGAGAAGGACGGUUGGCUUUAUGGGGAGCACGACACAACCAGACUAAGAGGAUGGUUUCCAUCAUCAUACACAAGACCACUAGAAGGAUCAGCAGAAGAAAAAGCCUUUGCCCCAGUGCCAAGCCCUGCACCAAUCCGAAGUGUUAGUUCUGUAAAUCUGGUGGAGAAAGGUGAAGUUGUCCUCCCCCCACCAGACUACCUGGGGGCUGUGCAGGCAGACAGACGAGCUGAGCCUGCCAAAGGCACCGCGGCGAAAACACCGACGGACAGAGCGGAACACGCGGGGCCGAAACCUGACAUGAAUGGCAUUGUAAAACCACCUUUUCUAAGUGGAGAAAACCCUUUUGCAACAGUGAAACUCAAACCAACAGUAACAAAUGACAGAUCAGCUCCGAUUAUCCGAUGA